Messenger RNA from Boleophthalmus pectinirostris (great blue-spotted mudskipper), 3296 nucleotides. Its product is annotated as protein mono-ADP-ribosyltransferase PARP9-like. Gene Ontology annotation, cellular component: cytoplasm; nucleus. The coding region runs from base 138 to 2612 and encodes 824 amino acids. Gene Ontology annotation, molecular function: transcription corepressor activity; ubiquitin-like protein ligase binding. The transcript has 11 exons. Gene Ontology annotation, biological process: negative regulation of gene expression; positive regulation of type II interferon-mediated signaling pathway. The record is from RefSeq and is a predicted model, not a curated record. Lineage: Eukaryota; Metazoa; Chordata; Actinopteri; Gobiiformes; Gobiidae.
ACAGAGCACCGCGGACCGGGGACGAAUGAGCGCGGGGUGAGCCUGACAAACAGCACUGGCACCGGCCCACGCCAUCCAAACCUGUCCGGGCACAGCGCUUUCACUUUUUACUCCACUCGGGACUUUCCUGCGCCAAAAUGGCCUCCUCUGCCCCGCCCCCAACCACUCUGGACAUCCCUCUGAUUGGUACAUCCGUGCACAUCGCUCGCAGCUCCGGCAGAAUCCUCCUGGACCUGCUCCAGACCCGGUUUCACUGCGAGGCCCAGAUCCUCGGUGUAGACCUGGACUUGGGCCCAGGGCAGAGAUCACACAUAGUCCCUGACAAACGCUUCGAGACCACACUGUCCUCUGGUGUCCGAGUGUCCGUGUGGAAGGCGGAUCUGGGAAACUUCUCGGCUGUGGCUGUGGUCAACGCGGCCAACUCAAAGCUCCAGCAUCACGGAGGUCUGGCCCUGGCUCUGUCCACCGCAGGAGGACCACUGAUUCAAAAAGAGAGUGAUGAUCAUGUCCAGAGCUGGGGAGAGGUGAAGACAGGAGAGGCCGUGGUUUUGGGAGCAGGAAAUCUUCAGUGCAAAGCUGUUAUUCACGCUGUUGGCCCUCACCUGUCCUUCAGACCCAAUCACCAUGAGGUUUCAUUGGCUACAGGUCAGCUGGAGAGAACCAUCAGGAGUGUGCUGCAAAGAGUGGAGGAAAAACGUUUUGAUACAGUGGCAAUUCCAGCCAUAAGUUCUGGAAUUUUUAACUUCCCGCUGUCCGAAUGUGCAGAGGUGAUAGUCAGCACGGUGAAGAAGUUCUAUGGAAGUGACACGUCUCACAGGUUUAAGCCCAAAGAGGUUCUGCUGGUGAACAAUGAUGACCCCACAGUGGAGGAGAUGAGGCGGGCGUGUACCAGGCUCCUGCUCCCUGCCCCUGUGUCCUACAGCCAGGCAGCAGCAGCAGGAAACUCACCCCUGACCAGAGGAGCAGCUAAAAGCGACACUACUCCUCCUUUUCCCCAAGUACAGUUAGGAACAGUGCGGGUGAUCCUGAGGAAGGGAAACCUGGAGGAGCAGAAGAUGGAUGUGAUCGUGAACACCAUUGGGCCGGAUAGAAAUCUGAGCAUGGGCCAAGUGUCCAAGAUGUUGUUAAAGAAAGCUGGCUCCAAAAUGCAAGACCAGAUCAAGCAGGCCCGCUCCAAUGGGUCUGUGAUCAUUACACAGGGCUUUAAGUUAGACUGUAAAGAGGUCUACCACACCUGCUGCCCCUCAAAAAGCAUCUUCGGAUCUGACCAGGUGUUGUUCAAGUCUGUACAGGACUGUCUGUGGCUGGCAGUAGCCUCUCAGCACAGCUCCAUCGCGUUCCCGGCCAUCGGCACUGGGAAUUUGGGCUUCGGGGAUGAGGAGGCAGCUCAGAUCAUGCUGAAUGCUGUGUGGGACUUUUUUCAAAAAUGUGUCAAAUCUUUAAAUGUGCACUUCGUCAUCUUCCCCUCAGACGUGCAUCGUUUCAAGGCGUUUGAAAAACAACUGAAAUCCCUCCAACCAAAGGCUUUCCAGAUGGAACCCCCUCAGAAUUUCCCAGGAGGAGCUCAAAGUCUGAACUCAAAACCAGCUCUGCCCCCAACCCAAGCGUCUGCAGCCUGGGCCCGUGAGGACAGACCAGAGGAGCUCCCCCCACAGCCGUGUCUCCGUCUGCACAGCCACUCAGACCGCAGCCGCUCUGAGGCUGAGGCCUGGGUCACAUCUCUGCUCCACAACCAGGAAAACGUAGUCUGCAUCUGCAACAACUUCAUCCAGCAUCUCGGAGACAAACAACUGCAGGAGCUGUCCAACAUGGAGGUGGAGGGCGUGCAGGUGGAGGAGUUCCUGGAGAAGGGUCGCUCUGGGUUUGUGGUGAGUGGAAACAGUGUGGAGAACAUCGCUUUCACAGCUCUGAGACUGGAGCAGAAGAUCCAAGAAGCACAGAGGCAGUAUGAGAAGGAGGAGCACGAGGAGCUGAGGAGACUGAGCCAGAAGAGCCAGAAGAGCCAGAAAAGCCAGAGCCCAAUGAGCCAUAGAGGAGAGAGUUGGGAGAAGGCUGAGAACCAGAAGGGGGAGGUGAGGGUGACAGGAGAGAGGAUUCCAGUGUCCAGAUCUGACCCUCAGCUCAAAGUUUUGAUGGAGCAGCUGAAGCGCCUCGACCUGAAGCCCAUCAAGGCAGAGAAAGUGGAGAACCCAGCGCUGGAGAAACUCUUUAACAUCCAAAAAACCCAGAUGCCCUCCCGCUCCUCUGAGAUCAUGCUGCAGCUCGUCUCUGCGCGAUUCUGUGACAUGGUCUGUCAGAUUGGAUUCAGGCCCGAGUGUGCGCCCCCUGACGACGCGUGUCUUGGAGAGGGUCUGUAUUUCGCCAAAGAUGUGAAGACCGCUCUGGACACCUGGACCGAUCGCUCAGAGGCGUUCCUGUACCUGUUUGUGGCUGAGGUCUUAAAGGGGAAGUCCGAGCGUGGUAGACCUGGUUUAGUUCUGGGUCCUAGUCUUGGUCCUGUUCCAGAGACUCGCUGUGACUCUGUGGAAGGGUCAAAGGUCACAGUGGUUUUCAGUCACCUGCAGGCCAUGCCGCGGUUCCUCCUCACCUGUCAGAAAAGUACCUAUGUGUGAAAACAACAGGACUAAACUGAGCACUGACAAAUACAUGUGUGGCUAAAUAGUUAUAAAUACUAAAUACUAAUAGAACUAAAAACAAGGACUUUUCCAGGUGUAAAAGGAGGACUAAACCUUAUUUCUUCAUUUUUAAAUAGAAUGGACUUUCCGAACAAUUACAGCUGAAACUUUGAAGGGUCCAUAUUAUGAUGUUGUCUGAUCUCUGUUCUAAUGUUGUUCCCUCCUCACAAACAGACCUGGACUUGUGUUUUGUUUCAUUCACAUGUUUAACACACAAACGCUGCACAUUUAGGCGGAGUUCUUCCCUCAAACAGAAAACACCUUGUGAGCAUUUGUAGCUUUGGAGAUGUGGACAGACUCAUAACAAAGAUUUACUCAAACGUGUGAAUGAAACAAAACACAACUCCAGGUCUGUUUCUGAGGAGGGAACAAAAUUAUAACGUGGUUAAAAGCUCACAAGAUUCAGUUUUGUGUAAUAUAGGACCUUUAAACCACGGUGAACAGAAGCUUUUUAUGGUAAUAUAUUUUCCAUUUUGAUUUAAUUUUUUUGUCGUUCUGUUUGUAAAUCAGUUUUUUUUAAAACUUUGUAAUCAUUUUGUGAAGGAAAAAUUGUAAAAGUAUGAAGAGGAGUGUGUAAUGAUUCUAUGCAAAUCAGAAAGAAUUAAACUGUUUGAUAACAAA